GUCGCAUUUUUGCUCCUUUGACUGCACAGGACUACUCGUCCUGAUGUCGAUGUCGUUAGUCCAAUUAGUUGAAAACAUGCCGCUGUCAGCGCCGCUGCACAAACUGCUCUGCCUGUGCCACAUUGUCAGCUGCUUCGAUUACCAGAAGAAAGUGUGCCACCUGCUGUGCCUGCACAAUCUGCGUUACAAUGGGGACACCCAGAAGUUCGGCUUUGGACAUCAGGUGUUCAUCUACUUUGUCUACUUCUGGAGCCUCAUGUGUCUUCUCUUGUACUUUCUCUUCCUCGAUGGCUUUGUCAUCGAUCGAGGCAGUCUGUACAUCUACAUACUGCCCUGCCUUUACUAUAUACACCUGAAGAAAUCCCUGCUUCGGACUUUGAAUGAGAUGGCCAAGGUUCACAGGGAGCUGCAAUUCACAAUGGGAACUUUGUUUUGUGUGUCCGUAAAGAGGUCCUUUUGCUGUUCCCUACUGGUUUGCAUUGAACUUUUAUUCGUUAUCUACUGGCAAAUGGAGUCCUUGAAAAAUGAUAUCCAACGCUGGACUGUAUUUACCUGUCUGCUGGGUUGGCAUCUGCAGCUUCUGCUCCUCGUAAACAGCUACAUUUGGCUGCACUCCAUCUACGUGGUUGUAAAUCAGGUAUUGACGGCGGAGCUCAGGAAUAAACAGCGCUGGAAAAUGCUCAAGAUUGUACUGAAAGAACACAGUCGCUUGGGGAAGAUUCAACGAGAUAUAUCCCACUAUUUCAGUGUCUAUAUAUCAUCUGUGAUCUUGCUCAUAUCAAUCAUUUUCUACAGAUCAGUAAUCUUUGAAGCCGGCUUCGACUGGGAUCAAAAUCGAUUGGUGUUGCUGAGAUUGGAGAGUUGGCAGAUCAGAUAUCUCUUAAAUAUAGUCCUCCUUAUUGGCACUGUAUUGAUGGUUGUUUGGGACUAUAAGUCGCAAAGGGACAAGUUCCUGAGGGGACUUUGGGAGUCCCAGGAAAUAUGUCAGAGGACAUGGGAUAGAAGGAGUACAAAGCGCUGCAAGCAGACCCAAGACAUGAUGGAUAUGAUGAUCCUAACUGGAAAUACACCUAGAUAUAUGAUCUGCACAAGACUGAUUCUUUGGGAACUUAGGAUUAAAGAGGCCACCGUAUUUACCCUGGAGACCGCUUUCUUCACGAACUACUUUUUACUGCUGAUGAUCACAGUGUUUCUUAUACUUAUUGUGGCUAUAUCGAAUGGAUUUGAAAUUAGCUUUGAGGAAAAGCUCCUAAAUUACACAUACUUCGAGACAUAUUCAGAGGCUUCGGAGGCUAUGAGCCUAACUAUCGAGAACUUAACGUUGGAUACCUAUAUUUUGAGCCAUGCACUGGGCGGAUAAAAUCAACAGAGGCCAAUCGUUCGAGAAA
This is a messenger RNA of Drosophila suzukii, 1388 nucleotides long. It is a transcript of the gene Grl62c, whose product is annotated as Gustatory receptor-like 62c. Lineage: Eukaryota; Metazoa; Arthropoda; Insecta; Diptera; Drosophilidae. The record is from RefSeq and is a predicted model, not a curated record.